Lolium perenne is the source of this 871-nucleotide messenger RNA. NCBI's taxonomy places the organism in Eukaryota, Viridiplantae, Streptophyta, Magnoliopsida, Poales, Poaceae. The record is from RefSeq and is a predicted model, not a curated record.
AUUACUUUUCACGGUAAAAUGAUAAACUAGUCAACAUAGUCCGCAUUACUUUUUUUGUUGAGAUAUAUACCCCCACAACGGUCGUCUCCUCCUUAAUUUAUUGUGUAUAAACCCCCACAACGGUCAUCUCCUCCUUAUUUUAUUGUGUAAACCCCUACAACGGUCAUCUCUCCCUUAUAAACACCCACACGGCCAUCCCUUGUGUCAAUAGGUUCUGCCUCUCUCUUCUUCGUUCACAUACACUUUAUCCAUUGCCAUGGCUUCCACGUCUCGGACGCGGACCGGAAGGGGAAGGGGAAGGGGAAGGGGAAGGGGAAGGGGAAGGGGAAGUGGAUCAUCAUCAUUGCCACCACCACCGUCAACACUGCCAUUGAUCAUAGAGGAGUUCUUCAUCGUCGUCUAUGAAGACCCUUUGGUCAAGAAGGAACUCCCAAAAAAAUUUGCGGACUAUCUUGACGGCAAGGAGCCAGCUAAGGUGUAUCUGCGAGCAGCUGACUGCGGUCCUCGUCUCUGGACCGUGGAGGUCCUAUUUGACGGACAAGGCCGGAUGUACCUCGACAAGGGCUGGGAGAAAUUCGCCAUCGCGCACGGUGUGGAUUUCGGCUGGUUCGUACACUUCAAAUAUGAAGGCGAUGAUGUGCUCACAGUGAAGGUGUUCGACGGAACAAUGUGCAGGAGGUACUACUACUCAGACGACGAAGAUACUGAUGAUGAAAGCGACGACGACGUGAAGCCAUGCAUCCAUCCCCUUUAGAUAAUUAAGGGGAUCAUGACCAAGAAUAUAUAUGUAGCUUCAUAUGCAUCGAUUUAGAGAUCUAGCUAUUUUCUAUAUAUUAUGCAUGUAAAAAAUAAUAUCGCAUUUCCACUAUUA